Messenger RNA from Oryctolagus cuniculus (rabbit), 816 nucleotides. NCBI's taxonomy places the organism in Eukaryota, Metazoa, Chordata, Mammalia, Lagomorpha, Leporidae. The record is from RefSeq and is a predicted model, not a curated record.
AGAAGUUCAUUUACUGAUCAGAGAGGUCCCUGAGAGGCUGCGCUGCUCCUUCUCCCACAUUCACUGGGGAGACUUGCUUUGCAAGUGCAAUUGCAGGUGGUUUGGGAGCACACACCCCAGACCUGCCGCCCACUGCUUCUGUGCCUCUGCAUCUGCCACCGUGGGCCCCAAGUUCCAGCGACUUCUGUCCCACACUCUCCGCUUUGCUCCCCGUGUGUCCUGAAGAAAGGGGAUGUGCUCUCGAGAUUUUCCACAGCAAGUAAUGACAGCAUUUGAAGACCUGGCUGUGUACUUUACAUGGGAGGAAUGGCAGAAAAUGAACAAUGCUCAGAAGAUCCUGUACAGAGAUGUGAUGCUGGAGACCUACAGCAGCCUGUUCUCCUUGGGGCACUGCAUUACCAAACCUGACUUGAUCUUCAAGUUGGAGCGAGGAGAAGAGCCAUGGAUGGUGGAUGAAUGCUUGAAUCAGAGCCUUUCAGUGGUCAUGAAAAGGGAUGACCUGAUUAGGAUCAACCAGGAAAGUCAGGACAAAAAUCUGAAUCAGGAUUUUAUGAAAAAUAACAAGACAUCAGCUCUCAAGAGAAUUGAAUUAAGAAAAACACUUAGUUUAAAUUCAAGCCAUGUUCCAACACUGAUUAUUAAAAAGGGAAUCUAUUCAGGACUGAAGCCUGAGGAAUGCAAUAAAUGUCACACUGUGUAUCCCCCCAGUGGGCCUGAUCAACUACAGGCUGGAGAGAAAUUUGAUAACACUAAGAUACCUGGAAAAUCUCUCCAGUUCUGUGAGCCUCUUAGUCAGCUUGACAAUCACAUCAUGAA